This is a messenger RNA of Trichoderma asperellum CBS 433.97, 2493 nucleotides long. RefSeq lists its product as uncharacterized. Lineage: Eukaryota; Fungi; Ascomycota; Sordariomycetes; Hypocreales; Hypocreaceae. Gene Ontology annotation, molecular function: beta-glucosidase activity. The record is from RefSeq and is a predicted model, not a curated record. Gene Ontology annotation, biological process: glucan catabolic process.
AUGAACUUUGACGUAGAGACUGUCUUGUCUCAACUAACACAAAACGAGAAAAUUGCGCUUCUUUCCGGCAUUGACUUCUGGCACACAUUUCCCAUCCCAAAGCACAACGUGCCAUCCAUACGUUUUACUGAUGGCCCAAAUGGCAUCCGCGGCACAAAGUUCUUUGCCGGAGUGCCUGCUGCUUGCUUACCGUGUGGAACAGCCCUGGCAGCCACUUGGGACAAGCCGCUGUUGAAGAGAGCCGGAAAGCUCUUGGGAGAUGAAUGCAUCGCCAAAGGCGCACACUGCUGGCUGGGCCCUACAAUCAACACACCCAGAUCGCCGCUGGGUGGUCGUGGCUUUGAGUCCUUUUCAGAAGACCCUUAUCUUUCUGGCAUCCUUGCCGCUUCCAUGAUUCUUGGUUGUGAGAGUACAGGAGUCACUUCCUGCGUGAAGCACUUUGUAGGCAACGACCAAGAGCAUGAGAGACGAGCAGUGGACUGCCUCAUUACUCCACGGGCUCUGCGAGAGGUAUAUCUGCGGCCGUUUCAAAUUGUGGCCCGAGAUGCCAAACCGGGAGCCAUGAUGACUUCCUACAACAAGGUAAACGGCGGUCAUGUCGCCGAUAGUGAAGAGAUGCUUCAAGGAAUUAUUCGAUCAGAGUGGAAGUGGGAUCCGCUCAUUGUUAGCGAUUGGUACGGAACCUAUACGACCAUUGACGCCAUAAACGCUGGUCUUGAUCUCGAGAUGCCCGGUGUCUCAAGAUAUCGGGGCAAAUACAUCGAAUCUGCUCUACAGGCACGUCUCCUCAAAAUGUCCACCAUUGACGAGAGGGCUCGAAGGGUGUUGAAAUUCGCCCAAAAAGCCGGGGAGCUCAAGGUGUCUGAGGUGGAGAGAGGGCGCGACUUUGCAGAGGACCGCGCUUUGAAUCGCCAGGUUUGCAGCAGCAGUAUCGUGCUUCUCAAAAACGACAAUUCUCUAUUGCCUCUGCCCAAAACAGCAGGCAAGAUAGCCCUCAUUGGCUCCCACGUACGGUUGCCGGCCAUCUCUGGAGGCGGCAGCGCCUCAUUGCUGCCCUAUUACUCGGUUUCCCUCUAUGAUGCUGUUGCGGAAGCUGUGCCAAACGCCUCCAUCACUCACGAAGUGGGUGCGUACGCACACCAAAUGCUUCCGGUCAUUGAAGCAAUGAUACACAACGCGAUAAUCAAUUUCUACAACGAUCCUAUUACUCUCGUCAAUAGACAGCUUCUCGGCACAGAGAAUGUUUCUUCGACCGCGUUCCAGCUUAUGGAUUACAACGCCAUCCCAACUCUAAACAGAGCCAUGUUCUGGGGAACAUUACUCGGAGACUUCAUUCCAACCGCAACCGGCACAUGGGACUUUGGUCUUAGCGUGUUCGGAACUGCAGAUUUAUAUAUCGACGACGAGCUCCUCAUUGACAACACCACUCACCAGACCCGAGGAACAGCCUUCUUUGGCAAGGGAACCACCGAGAAGAUUGGAUCCAAGGAGCUAAUCGGCGGCAAAACAUAUAAGCUCCGGCUUGAAUUUGGAUCUGCCAACACCACCAAGAUGGAAACCACCGGCAUGGUCAACUUUGGAGGUGGAGCCGUUCAUCUCGGCGCUUGUCUGAGGGGAAGUCCUCAGGAGAUGAUUGCACGCGCCGUUCAGGCAGCAUCAGAGGCAGACUACACCAUCAUCUGCACGGGGCUGAGUGGCGAAUGGGAGUCUGAGGGCUUUGAUCGUCCACACAUGGACUUGCCGCCUGGAGUUGACGAUAUGAUCUCGCAAGUCCUCGACGCUGCGCCAAACGCAGUUGUCGUCAACCAAUCGGGCACUCCAGUCACCAUGUCCUGGGCACACAAAGCAAGAGCCAUCAUUCAGGCGUGGUAUGGAGGCAAUGAGACUGGCCAUGGCAUAUCAGAUGUCAUCUUUGGCUCUGUCAGCCCCUCGGGGAAAUUACCUCUCUCGUGGCCAAUCGACGUGAAGCAUAAUCCGGCAUAUCUCAACUACGCCAGUGUCGGCGGUCGAGUGUUGUAUGGAGAGGAUGUGUUUGUUGGCUACAAGUUCUACGAGAAGACGGGGAGGGAGGUGUUGUUUCCAUUCGGACACGGGCUUUCUUAUGCCACCUUUGAGCUUCCAGACUCUGCUGUCAAGACAGUUCCAGAGGUGCUCCGCCCAGGCCAUUCCAGCAUGGCCAUUGUAAAGAUCAAAAAUACCAGCGCAGUUGCUGCGGCGCAGGUCCUCCAGCUAUACAUCUCAGCUCCUAACUCGCCAACUCACCGACCAACGAAAGAAUUGCACGGGUUUGAGAAAGUAUUUCUGGAAGCAGGCGAAGAGAAGGAAGUGCAGAUCCCCAUAGACCAGUAUGCCACCAGCUUCUGGGACGAGAUUGAGAGUAUGUGGAAGAGCGAGAAGGGGACUUACGACGUCUUGAUCGGGACGUCGAGCCAGGAAAUCUUGGGCAAAGGGAGAUUGAUUGUGCCUGAGACUCGAUUCUGGCUUGGCUUGUAG